Molecule: messenger RNA, 951 nt
Organism: Capsella rubella
Lineage: Eukaryota; Viridiplantae; Streptophyta; Magnoliopsida; Brassicales; Brassicaceae
Exons: 2
Coding region: 1-951 (316 amino acids)
Source: RefSeq, a predicted model, not a curated record
AUGGAAGCCGGAAGUGGAGAAUUUGUGGCCGACACCCCCGACCGUUUCCAGCCAGGACAAGGUAACCCGCCGAGCGCUCCGACGACCGAGGACGGAGAAGGGACAAGCAACCCCGGUAUCAGCGCCCUAAUGCGCAGCAUCCUCGCCAAGAUGGACGAGCAAGAGCGGAAAACGAGCGAGCGAUUCGCAGCUCUAUCUGAAGUAUGCGCUGCCAUCCAGAGUCAGGCAGGCUCACCAAACGCGCCGACCGCCGAAGAAACUGCGGCCGCCAACCCAACUCAAGGCAAUGAUGAGCUCGCCGAGCAGCGCGGAAAAAUCAAGGAGGUGUCGACUCGCAUGCACCGAGCAACAAGCUCGGCGCCUGAUGUGGAUCGUAUGCUGGAACAGUCACAGAACACGCCCUUCACUACACGCGUCCGCAACGUGGUGAUCCCAAAGGACACCAAGAUUAAAUGUGCCCACUUCAAAGGCGACUCGGACCCAACGCAUCACCUGACUUCGUUUGAAAUCGCCAUCCAUCGAUGCAACCUUACGCUAGCCCAGUCAGACGCCGGCAAAUGUCAACUAUUCACGGAACUACUGAGUGGAGACGCACUAGGGUGGUUCUCGAAUCUGCCGGCCAACUCGAUCGAUAAUUUCAAACAGCUCUCACUCGCAUUUCUAAAGCAAUACUCGAUCUUGGCUAUUCCAGGGGCAACAACGGCCGACCUAUGGUCGACCGUUCAGAUAAUCGACGAGCCUCUCAGGGGAUUCAUCGAAAGGAGCGCACUGUGGUUUAAGUGCCGUUUCCGGGAGGAUCUCACAUUAAACCAAUACGAUACGCUCGAAGACGCCUUGCAUCGGGCGACCCGCUACGUAGAGAUAGAAGAGGAACAAAGCAUACUCUCCCAGAAGUAUCUGCCGCCCAAACAGCAGGUCCUUAAGAGCAAAGAUAAAUAUGUCGAACAGUAG